Messenger RNA from Nanorana parkeri, 1532 nucleotides. Its product is annotated as RNA-binding protein 14-like. Gene Ontology annotation, cellular component: cytosol. The transcript has 3 exons. The coding region runs from base 18 to 1532 and encodes 504 amino acids. The record is from RefSeq and is a predicted model, not a curated record. NCBI's taxonomy places the organism in Eukaryota, Metazoa, Chordata, Amphibia, Anura, Dicroglossidae. Gene Ontology annotation, molecular function: mRNA binding.
UCUCCGAAUUCAUAGUUAUGAAGGACACCCUGAAGAUUUUUAUCGGUAACGUGGACGACCGCACUACGCAAGAGGAGCUAAACGACUUGUUCCAGAAGUUCGGCCCGGUGGUAAGCUGCGCCGUCAUGAAGCAGUACGCAUUCGUCCACAUGCGGGGUGCUGACCGGGCCAAGAAGGCCAUCGAAGAGCUGAACGGUCGGGAGCUGCACGGGAAGAGGAUGGUGGUGGAGCUGUCCAAGCCUAGGCCUCAGAACACAUGGAAGAUCUUCGUGGGCAAUGUCAGCGCUGCCUGCGACGCGUCCGAACUCCGUUCCUUGUUCGAGGCCUACGGCAGGGUGGUGGAGUGUGAUGUGGUGAAAGACUAUGCGUUCGUUCAUAUGGAGAAAGAAAGUGACGCUAGGGCAGCUAUCGAAAAUCUGAAUGGAAAGGAGAUAAAGGACAAAAGGAUUAACGUGGAGAUGUCAAAUAAAGUAUCAAGGCCUGUGAGCACUAAUGGUAGUGCUCAUAAUCGCGCUCGUAGGCCUCAUGAUAUUCGAGAAACCCCACAGAACCGCUCUGAGGCUUAUAAUCGUAGGAGGGCAGCUGAAGCAGCCUAUGCAUCCUUUGCGUUAAAAUCACCUUAUGAGCAGUAUUCAGGUGAUAAUGCACGUUAUGCUUUUGAAAGUAGGAUGCGUCCACCUUCUCCGCUUUAUUUUUCACGAGACAGAAGUCCCUUAAGAAGAUCGCCUACAAGAUCGCCCUAUGGUCUUGCACAAUCUGCUGCUUCACUUGCAUCAAAAUUCCGUGCUCCAGCAUCUGGCUAUGGUUCCUUACCAUCUGCCUAUGGGGAUCAAACAAGUUCAUCAUUGUCUGCUGCCUACAGUAGUCAGUCGUCGUCUUUAUCCGCUGCCUAUGGAGCCCGAGCCAGUACACUUGCUUCUGCCUACAGCUCUCAAGGUGGAUAUGAAAACCAGUCCUCUGCUUAUGGGACAGAAACACAACCUUCAUAUGGCUCGCAAAGUUCUACAGCUUAUAGCACUCAAGGAUCGACGCUGCCUGCCAGUUAUGGGUCCCAUCUAACUUCGAUGGCGGCGUCUUACAGCUCUCAGACCUCGUCCAAUCCUUAUCAAUCACAUUCCGCCAGUACCCCAUAUGCGUCGUCCUCGGCACUGGCUAGUGCUUAUCGUCCACAGCAGAGUUCCGCCUAUGAUGCUUCUCAGAUGGCUGGCCUUGGAAUGCAGUCUGCUUACUCGUCUCUGUCUACUCCAGUAGAUGCGCCGAUGUACGAGCGCACCCGUCUUUCACCGCCGCUAACCUCUGCUUCUGACAGCUACAAGAAGACGAUGGACAAUUAUAAAAGGCUUGCUUCUGACCGCCGUUAUUCAGAAUUAGCUGACUAUCGCCGUUUAUCACAGGAGUCGCAGGAUCCUUUCCGCCGGUCGCCACCCAAAUCUCAGCUGGACUUCCGUCGCAUGACUGAAACACAGUCCGAUUACCCUUACAGUGAUUUCAUGAGAGGGCCAUCGCUAUCUGGCUAUCCGCGCCGUUUGUAA